Lactuca virosa is the source of this 342-nucleotide messenger RNA. The record is from the annotation of a GenBank genome assembly. Lineage: Eukaryota; Viridiplantae; Streptophyta; Magnoliopsida; Asterales; Asteraceae.
AUGCGUCAGCAAUCUCUUCCAUUAAUUUCAUCUGCUCCUUGUUUUGGAAACUCAGGGAAUUCAUCAAAGUUUAGAAAGAGAAAAAGUCCAUCUAUACUUGACUUUUAUAGGUACAAAAGGAACAGCAACAUGCAAAACAUGGAACACAAACAAAAGGGGACAAUUCAAUUAUCAAAUUCAUCAAAACCUGUAAAGUCAUCAUCACCUUCAUUGCCACAAACAUGGACAGCAAUUGACAAGAGAGCAAAAAGGAAGCUAACUUUUGCUACAGAUGGAAGCAAGGGCCAAAGCAAGCUAAUUUGGAGUGAUAAGACUGAUCAAACUCUGAACAGAAGAUUGUAA